ACUGUUCAGCGAAUCAGAUAAUCCGACUGGGCGGACGUCAGAAUACGUAAUUAAUAUUCAUGAGUCAAGCUCUUGUAGACCUCGGCCGAAAACACAGAUCUUCACAAACGUCGAUUAAACCGAUUGAUAACUACAACGGUGCAUCAUGGCAGAUGAAAAGGUGAAGAAGUCAGAGGGCAAACAAGUCGAGGGAAUCUUUGGGUUUGGAAAGAAGGAUAAAGACAAAGACAAGAGCAAAGACAAGAGUGAUUCUAAGGAUAAAGAUAAGCACAAAGAACACAAAGAUAAAGAACAUAAAGGCAAAGACAAAAAGAAGAAAGACAAGGAGCACAAGAAGAAGGAUGGUGACAAGUCCUCGUCUUCCUCCAGUGAUUCGGACUGAAGCAAGACUGAAGAUUCAUAUAACACAAUAUUAUUAAAUACAUAGGGGAGUAAUCAAUAGCUUGAAGUUUUUGAGCUGUAAUCCCAAACUUCCACAAGGUGGCGCUACUUGCAUGCCAAAUCUUCAAUGAAACACUGUAAAAAAACAGACUUGUGAGAUAUUGUGUGUAAAAUUGUUUUCUGGUUUAAUAAAUUCUGAUGUUUGAAAUA
This is a messenger RNA of Onychostoma macrolepis, 591 nucleotides long. RefSeq lists its product as uncharacterized. NCBI's taxonomy places the organism in Eukaryota, Metazoa, Chordata, Actinopteri, Cypriniformes, Cyprinidae. The transcript is spliced from 4 exons. The record is from RefSeq and is a predicted model, not a curated record. Bases 146 to 382 code for a protein of 78 amino acids.